AUGGUGAUGUCGUGCUCUGGUAUGGGCGACGCGGUGCUUCGUGAGCGACUGCCGGCCUUGUGGCGCCGCAUCGAGGAUGCUCACUACAGCUACCUCGAAACCGACGACAGCCCCGAGAAACUUGACCAGAAGAAGAAGCUUGAAGAUUACAUAAUAGAAUACCUAUCAUUAGUGCCUCAUGAAUGCAAGUUUGGGCUCGCGGAGACUGGGAAAGUGUUCCAGAAGACGAUCAAUGAACUGACAGAGUUUAGUGCGUAUCGAGCUGGUCUAGGAUGGGCAGCACUCGCCAGAUACGCUGCCAACCUGUUAGCUCAACCCUGGAGGAAGGAGUACAAAGUCAUAAGGUUAUAUUGCGGAUAUUUCAAGCAUGAAGUUGAAGCGAAUAUGGUUGGAGCAGAGACCCUACUGCAGGCUAUGGGCUACAAACCUUCAGGGGCAGGGCAAAUGGAGCUGGACGGUCCAAUAUGCCCUGACAUGGUUGCUGCAGUAUCCAGGGACGCUCUCAUAGCGCAGUGUGAAUGUCAAAUAAUGGCGCACAUAUGGGAGGAGGCGUGGUCCCUGGGCGGGCGCGUGUCGUGGCGCGACGUGUGGCGCGAGCGCGCCUCGCACGCCGCGCCGCCCCGCGCCGCCGCCGCAAGACUCGCGGCCUCACGCCUUGGGACCAUCGACCGGAACACCAACCCAGCUUACACUGACAGUGCAGAAAUAUAUUCGAACAUCCCAACAACGGUAACGGACAGCUACCGAAGCCGAGUGGUAGACGAGCGGUACCACGGCAGCCAGCACUGCAACCACCUGUGUGACGAGCUGGAGCAGGAGUCCCCGGGCAUGAUGGCGUGCUCCCCGUACAUGGUGCCGCCCAUGCUCCCGCACAUGAUGUACCCCGUCCCCCCACACAUGCACCCCGACGUGCCCGUCACGGUGCCGCAGUGUAGCACCAUACCCAUGAUGACCCCAUACGGAGUCCCCUACUACUACCCCGUACAGUCCCCCUACAUGCUCCCCACCCCAGUAUACGCCCCCAUAAAACAUGCAGCCACAGUCCCCGUUAACGGAUACCCACCGAUGCCCCAAUACAGGUACCCCGCAGUACCCACCGGCCAACUCAUCGAAUUAGACACGCCUUCAGUUUACGAAAACGGUAAAUUCGAAAAGUAUAAGGACGAUGAUAGAAAUCAUAGGAAGAGGCAUCCAGAAUCUUCUAGAAGAAAUAGCACAUCGAAAUCUGGAUUUAGUGAUGUUUCACUACCGAGCUUACCGCGGUCCGACACGCAACCAGCUCUCAGCAAGGCGAGAGAGGAUGGCAUGGGCACGUACGAGAGCUGGGACUAUGUAUUUAGAAAUUUGUCGAGCAAAGAACAAGAGGGAGACGGACGAAGUCGAUUCUCACCCUCACUAGACAGAGAUUCAAGGACACUUGACAGGCUAGACAGAGAAGAGAGGAGGGCCAAGUACCAGCCAACAACACUCGACCUGGAAGACGGCUUACAAGCUCUAAACCUUGACAGGUCAUACGACGAGGAAGUAUACCGGACUGCGAAGGUUGAGAACUUGAUGAGGAUGAAACAAGAACAAGAAUUGAAGAGGGCGAAACAGCUAGCGAAGAAGCAAGCUGAAUUGAAAGCAAAAAGAUCAGUGCCAGAACCGGUCGGGAAUCCUAAGGCUGAAGCGUUAGUAACACAAAAGGUGGCGCCUGACAAGGUGAAGCUACUGAGUAAGAAAGAUAUUAAGGACAGAAAAGAGGUCAUAAAGCAGCAAAGUUCAGUCAAUGGAGCCAGCAGUAAUGCGGCUGAAGUCAAGAAAGUGAAGAAACCCUCGAAACUAGUCGCCGCGGAACUGGACAAACCGAAGAGCAAGCCAGUGGAGAAUGGAGUUCAUAGCUCAGCACAUAGUUCCAAAAGUAAUCAAGUACCAAAUCCUAACUACGACCUAAAAGCGCAGCUAAUAGUGACGUUGGACGAGACGGACCAUGUGAGACGGUCUCCGCCACGACAGUCGCAGGUCAAUGGGGACCGGGAGCGACCGGUGAGCAGGACGCCCAGCCAACACAAUGGAGACAGGGACAGGGUGGAGGGCGCGCCCAGUGACGUGCGCAGGGGGGACAAGUGGGAGUGUGGGACGUGCACGUUCCUGAACGCGGGCGGCGCCGCGGCCUGCGACAUGUGCGGCAAGUCGCGGCGCGGCGCCGACAUCCAGCCGCUGCGCUCCGGCGGCCGCGAGUGCCCCGCCUGUACCCUCGUCAACGAGCGAGACGCCAAGCUGUGCGACGCGUGCGGCACUAGUCUACAACAUUGCCCCACCUACAUAUAG
Spodoptera littoralis (African cotton leafworm) is the source of this 2310-nucleotide messenger RNA. The record is from the annotation of a GenBank genome assembly. Lineage: Eukaryota; Metazoa; Arthropoda; Insecta; Lepidoptera; Noctuidae.